Messenger RNA from Electrophorus electricus (electric eel), 1298 nucleotides. RefSeq names its product COP9 signalosome subunit 5 (gene cops5). Gene Ontology annotation, molecular function: protein binding; metallopeptidase activity. The record is from RefSeq and is a predicted model, not a curated record. Lineage: Eukaryota; Metazoa; Chordata; Actinopteri; Gymnotiformes; Gymnotidae.
CAUUUUCAAUAGAAGAAGAGAGAGCAGCAGUAGCGGAAGAUAGUAGCUAGCUAGCUAGCUGUGUUGCUAGCUGAACCAACCCUUGGAUCGUAGAUUAUGUCAUUAUAAAGUCAGUGGUAUUGCGAAGAUCCGUUAGUUGUCUAUGCAGUUUCUCGUGACGUUCUAGAAGUUGUUCGAGUGUUUUCACUAAUUGGUGGAGCUUAAUCUAGCUAAUUAGGUAGCUAGCUAGGUUAGCUAACGCUAUAGAAGCGGGUCCUAGCUAUGGCCGGGAGUAGCAUAGCACAGAAGACUUGGGAGCUAUCAAAUAGCAUUCAAGAAGUUCAGAGUAUUGAUGAAAUAUAUAAAUAUGACAAAAAGCAGCAACAAGAAAUACUUGCUGCCAAACCCUGGACAAAAGAUCAUCAUUACUUCAAAUACUGCAAAAUAUCAGCGUUGGCACUUUUAAAAAUGGUAAUGCAUGCUCGGUCCGGUGGAAACUUGGAGGUGAUGGGUCUGAUGCUUGGCAAGGUGGACGGGGAGACCAUGAUGAUCAUGGACAGCUUUGCCUUGCCCGUGGAAGGCACCGAAACUCGCGUCAACGCUCAGGCUGCUGCAUACGAAUACAUGGCAGCUUACAUAGAGAACGCAAAACAGGUAGGGCGUUUGGAGAACGCCAUCGGAUGGUACCACAGUCACCCCGGCUACGGCUGCUGGCUCUCGGGUAUUGAUGUCAGCACGCAGAUGCUCAAUCAGCAGUUUCAGGAACCCUUUGUGGCAGUGGUGAUUGAUCCUACCCGCACCAUAUCUGCUGGAAAAGUGAAUCUUGGAGCCUUCAGGACCUAUCCCAAGGGGUACAAACCCCCAGAUGAAGGUCCAUCAGAGUACCAGACAAUACCACUGAAUAAGAUCGAAGACUUUGGCGUGCACUGCAAACAGUACUAUGCACUAGAGGUGACUUAUUUCAAAUCCUCUCUGGACCGCAAAUUACUCGAGCUCCUCUGGAAUAAAUAUUGGGUUAACACCUUGAGUUCUUCAAGUCUACUGACUAAUGCGGACUACACCACCGGGCAGGUGUUUGACCUGUCAGAAAAGCUGGAGCAGGCAGAGGCUCAACUGGGCAGGGGCAGUUUCAUGCUUGGUUUGGACACACAUGACAGGAAGUCAGAGGACAAGCUGGCCAAGGCAACACGAGACAGCUGCAAAACAACUAUUGAAGCGAUUCAUGGUUUGAUGUCCCAAGUCAUCAAAGAUAAACUCUUCAAUCAAGUAAACACAUCUGCCAACUAACAAAAAAAAAAAAAAAAAAAAAAAAAAAAAAA